This is a messenger RNA of Malaya genurostris, 1319 nucleotides long. RefSeq lists its product as uncharacterized. The record is from RefSeq and is a predicted model, not a curated record. The transcript has 4 exons. Bases 23 to 868 code for a protein of 281 amino acids. Gene Ontology annotation, molecular function: carbohydrate binding. Lineage: Eukaryota; Metazoa; Arthropoda; Insecta; Diptera; Culicidae.
GCUGUAUGGUGUUAAUUGUAGAAUGCGAUUUCAGAUGUUAGUGCUUCUAAUUUUACCUUUUGUGGCACUGACGAGUGCAGGAAUCUGCCAAGAUGUGAUAAAGAAGUCUGCGGCCAAUCGUCCAUUUUUUAAAGUGGUGGAAUCACAAGGAAUUGAAAUCUAUUAUCCCAAGAAAGAUAACCAAGAAAUGUUCGGUAUUGAAAUCUACAAGAACAAGGAUUUACUGAAAAAGAGCAUUCCCUGUGAUCUGUGCGUCAACACAACCCUAGUUGAGGACGGUUGUUUCAAGAUUUCGAGUACAAUGCUGACUAUCGAAGUGAGAGACAUAUUGAAAUAUAUAACUUUCUCCAAAUUUACCAAUUCGUCUGAUGUAGCGGUGUCUCCCUCCAAGAAAGUGGAAUUCAUAGAUUUUGUAAUCCCUACCGAAUGUGUUUGCCGCGAUCCACCCGGAGGAUACUGUGCGAAGGCGUCCACCAAAAUCAUUGACUAUCGGCCCCUGUUUAAGUUCCACGAAAAGACGAGGAUUGCUGUUUACCUUCCGAAGGCUUCGGCGAGCGGUCUGACAGUGGGGCUCAAGGCGUUCCGGAAUGCAAAUUUCUACCGCAGAAACGAGCAACAGCUCGAUCUGAACAUUCAAACUUUCGCCGAGCGAAACGGUUGCUUCGUGUACGAAUCAUUGUUGCUUGCGCCAAAAUUUUCCCUGGGUGAUGUUUUGAGCUAUGUAGUUAUCCGGAAGAAACCUAACGGGAAGAAAAUACGUACGGAACCGAGGAAGGCUCCUCUAAGGGACUACUUCAUUCCGUCUUCCUGUUCUUGCCAACCGGAGCGGUACAAUCUCAUUAAGCCUCCGAAGUCGUCUAACAACUGAAUCAGAAAAAAAUCCCUACUUUAAACUUUUCAAUGAAACUGAAAUAUCAGCCAAACCAUUUCCAUUCCACUGGCGCAUGAUGUUCCGUUGCCAGACGGCCACGCCAUUGCAGUAACUGAUGGCGGCUGUCAUUUGAACAUUGGCCGAGACGAACCUUUCGAGGAAAGUGUCAACCCGUUUAUCACAUUUCUGGCAUCUGUUUGCUAGCUUUGCGGUUUGGCUUUGUGGUUUCACUUGCACCAAGUGAACUGACAUUGUGUGUAUCUUCAAUCAGAUUCAUGUGAAAGUUGGCUCGGUUGGUGGAAAUAUUCGUAAAAUAUAGUUUUAGAAAUUAUGAAUAGUUAUAAAUUUCUGCAAGCUGAAUUGUAACGCGUGAUUUCGACAAAGUGAGUAUUAAAUGGUAAUAGAAAUUCGAGAAUAAGUGUAAAUUGUCAAUAAAACGAAAAUACCA